UAAAAUUGGCCUUGAAAGUUGCAUAAUUACCCUCUCCUUUGUGUUAUGUUAAGUUGAAAUAUGUAUUUCUCAGUAAGUGGUUAUUUGUAAUCUUUUGAGAAAUAAACAUCUUAAACCAUAAACCAUAUUAAGUUACUAAUGGAUUUUCAAAAUUUGAAACGAUACGAUGCCCCAUGAGCUCUUGCAUUUUUUGACACCACUGCCUGAAUUACGUUCCCUCACGAAAACGAUAUGAUAAACAUUUUCGAUGUUUAAAGAAAUUACCUACCUCAAUCUAUCGAUGCGAAGGAUUCAAAAUUGGAUUUUUGAAUCUUGACCAUAUAUUAUUAUUAUAAGCCUAUACGGUGUCCCACUGCUGGGCAAAGGCCUCCCCCUCUCGAUUUCCACUCGUCUCGAUUUUGAACAAUCUCCGGCCAGUUGUCGCCCGUCUUGCGGCACCCAUACCGUGGUUAUUUUGGCCCACCUCUGUGGGUGCAUGCGGCAGACAUGGCCGGCCCAGUCCCAUUUCAGCUUGGUGGUCUUAGCUCCAUCAUCAGUAAUGCGUGUUUUCGAGCGCAGCAGAUUCGGUCAAUCCGUUUUACUCCUACUAUGCUGCACUGCAUAGCUCCUUGGCAAACCUUCAAUUUGGUCUUUUGCCCCUCGGUGAGUGACCACGUCUGAGCACCGUAGGUUAGGACAGGCAGAAUACACAAGGUGGCCCUUCAUCAGCUCCUCCAUAGACCAAUAACUACUCUACGCAUUUUGGAUACGUCUUUCGACUUCUUUAUCCUGUCUAUGGCUGAAGGAGACUAAUACCACCAUAUUACCUCAUCGAAAUUAUAAUCCUCGAACUACCUCGGUUUUACAUGCAAUGCUGAAGUAAUUAAGACCGUUCACUUAAGUUUAAAUUACAUAGUAUAGCACCUUGCAUAAUUAGUUUGCAACAAGAUAAUAGGUCCAUAGGUACCACACACGUUUAGUGUCGGUUCAAUAGUUUUACGAAAUCGAUUAAUCUGUAUUCCCCAUUCGGAGUUUUAAUUACCAAUAAAAUAACGUAACGAACGAUAUUGUCCCCGUUAUCUGUAUUAUAAAAGAAUUGAAAUUUUGGUAAACAAUUCAGUUUACAUUUGAACUCAGUCGUAUCAGGGUUUGAAAAAUUAUUCACAGAAAUGCAUAUUAAGGUCCUCUGCGUUUUCGCCCUUAUAGCAACAGCGGCAGCACAGCAUGGGCACCACGCGCACUCUUCGCAGCACAUAUCCAAGCACGACGAACAUCCCCAAGAGGUGACCAUCAAGGAUCACCACGGACACGAGAAGCAUGUGGACUACUAUACUCACCCCAAAUACAAGUUCGAGUACAAAGUGAAUGACGAGCACACGGGUGACCAUAAGACUCAAAACGAGCACCGCGAGGGAGACUCCGUGCACGGUUUCUACAGCCUGCACGAGCCUGACGGCUCUGACAGACAUGUCCACUACCACAGCGACCAUCACACCGGUUUCCACGCCGAUGUCAAGCACAGCACCCACCACAUCGUACCUCAUCAUCACCAUCAUCAUUAAACUUAAAAAAGCCUUUUUGUUGAAAUUGUUAGAUAUACAUUUUUUGUUUAUAUCCAAUACGUUAUUUUGAUAUUAAAUGUUUUGAUUUUUACCAAUCAGAUUUUAUUUGGUUUCUGUCCUCUUACAGUCCCACCGCCAUGAACGAAAUAUUUGUGUCAAAUGACAGGUCUCACUAUUGGUACUUUGCUUUUUGUUGUGUCAAUUUACAGCAUACUUACCUAUAAAGGCAUACUCAUACUCAUACUCGUUUAUUGGUGAAUUUUACAUGUGUAUAAGGUAAGGUAGUAGGUAAGGUGUGAGUGUAUAAGGGAGAAGUAGAAGAGGGAGCUGGAAGGGGUAGACCUCGGCGACUUGCUCUGAUCAAAUCGGGGAAAUCCUGAAGAAAGGCCAGGUCAAGAGCACCCUAAACCGACGA
Molecule: messenger RNA, 1956 nt
Organism: Cydia pomonella (codling moth)
Lineage: Eukaryota; Metazoa; Arthropoda; Insecta; Lepidoptera; Tortricidae
Product: cuticle protein 7-like
Exons: 4
Coding region: 1149-1541 (130 amino acids)
Cellular component (GO): extracellular matrix
Source: RefSeq, a predicted model, not a curated record